Molecule: messenger RNA, 1236 nt
Organism: Blepharisma stoltei
Lineage: Eukaryota; Ciliophora; Heterotrichea; Heterotrichida; Blepharismidae
Source: the annotation of a GenBank genome assembly
AUGGGAGAUAGACGAGUUGCUUAUUUUUAUGACGGUAAUUACUAAUUAGAAAAUAUAGGCAAUUUUUACUAUGGGCAAGGCCAUCCAAUGAAGCCGCACCGUGUCCGUAUGACUCACCAACUAAUCCUGGGGUACAAACUAUACCGCCAAAUGGAUGUUUAUGUAAUCCUCAUUUAGCGUCCUCACUAUGCAACCCCUGAAGAAAUGAUGCAAUUUCACAGUCCAGAGCACAUAAAGUUCCUUCAGAGGGCCGAACUUUCGGGUGAAAAGCUUUUUAUGCACCACGAGCGCGCCAGAGAAGACUGUCCAGUCUUUGAAAACAUGUUCGAGUUCUCUCAGAUCUGCGCUGGGGCUUCAAUUGAUUGUGCAAUGGCUCUGAACCAAGGCGAGGCCGACAUCUGCAUUAACUGGUCUGGCGGCUUCCACCACGCGAAAAAAGGGGAAGCUUCAGGGUUUUGCUACAUCAAUGAUAUAGUCCUUGCUAUCCUAGAAUUACUCAAGUACCAUGAAAGGGUUCUUUAUAUAGACAUCGAUGCACACCAUGGGGACGGCGUCGAAGAGGCCUUUUACACCACCAAUAGAGUCAUGACGGUCUCCUUCCACAAGUUUGGGAACUUUUUCCCGGGUACCGGCGACAUUAAAGACUGUGGAGCAAGCGAGGGGAAGUAUCACUGUUUAAAUAUCCCAUUAAAGUCUGGGAUGACUGACGAGUGUUAUGAGAGGAUUUUCCAGCCAAUCAUGAGAGAGGUCGUCUAUUUUUACCAGCCAAAUGUAAUUGUCAUGCAAUGUGGGUCAGACUCACUUGCUCAUGAUAAGCUGGGGAAAUUUAACUUGACGUUAAGAGGCCAUGGAAACUGUGUAAAGUUCAUGAAAGGGUUUGGGCUUCCUAUGAUGGUCGUGGGAGGUGGAGGAUACACAGUGGCCAACGUGGCAAGGUGUUGGACUUAUGAAACUUCUGUGCUGCUUGAAAAAGAAGUCCCGAACGAGCUCCCUUUUAAUGACUAUUAUCAGUAUUUCGGGCCGUCCUAUAACUUGCAUAUUGACCCUGACAAGACUUUGGAAAACAGGAACACAAGAGACUACUUGGAAACAGCCAUGAUCAGGUGCUUGGAAAAUAUCAGAAGACUUGAAGGAGCUCCUAGUGUACAAAGGCAAGAUGUCCCACCUGAUUUUUUCCCGAACGACUUUACUGACAGGAUGGAAAAACGACAUAACCCAACUGAGUUUUAUGAGUAA